AUGGCGGAAACCGAUCAACCGUCAGGGCGCAGCGCUGACGUCAAACCUCAGGAUGUGGUCUCAAACUUCAACUUUGUGGUUCCUAAGAAUGAAAUAGUCAUGGUCCCUGACAUGGGCAAAUGGAAACGGUCGCAAGCAUAUGCUGACUAUAUGGGCUUCGUCUUAACACUGAAUGAAGGUGUGAAGGGAAAGAAACUCACAUGUGAAUAUACAAUAUCAAGGACAGUGGAAAAGUUAGUUGAACUGCUAGAUACUCUGGACAGAUGGAUUGAUGAAACUCCUCCAGUCGAUCAGCCUUCCAGGUUUGGUAAUCAGGCCUUCAGGACCUGGUUUUCCAAACUAGACAAGAAUGCAGAGGAACUGGUCGCUGCUGUGCUCCCAGACGACCAGCAAGCUGCAGCUCCAGAAAUAGCCGUUUACCUGAAAGAGUCUGUGGGGAACCAAACCAGGAUAGACUAUGGAACAGGUCAUGAAGCAGCCUUUGCAGCCUUUCUUUGCUGUCUUUGUAAAGUUGGAGCACUUCAAGCAGAAGAUCGACUAGCUAUUGUUUUUAAGGUGUUUGACAGAUAUUUGCAGGUAAUGAGAAAGCUGCAGAAAACCUAUAGAAUGGAGCCAGCCGGGAGUCAAGGCGUAUGGGGUCUGGAUGAUUUUCAGUUUCUGCCUUUUAUUUGGGGAAGCUCUCAGUUUUUAGAUCAUCCAACUUUGGAACCUCGGCACUUCAUUGACGAGAAGGUGGUCAACGAUAACUGCCAGGACUACAUGUUUCUCGAGUGCAUCAAAUUCAUAAACGAGAUGAAGACUGGUCCAUUUGCUGAGCACUCUAAUCAACUUUGGAACAUCAGUGCUGUUCCCGUCUGGUCCAAAGUCAACCAAGGCCUGAUCAAAAUGUACAAAGCCGAGUGUCUGGAGAAGUUCCCUGUGAUUCAACACUUCAAAUUUGGUAGCCUGCUCUCCAUCAAGCCUGUGAAGCCUUGA
Knipowitschia caucasica is the source of this 975-nucleotide messenger RNA. The record is from the annotation of a GenBank genome assembly. NCBI's taxonomy places the organism in Eukaryota, Metazoa, Chordata, Actinopteri, Gobiiformes, Gobiidae.